AUGCCACACACCGAGCUCAACAGCAAGUCCGACUUCGACAAGGCUCUUGACACCAAGGGCAAGUACGUCCUCAUCUACGCGUACGAGAACUCUGUCAACCCCAAGGCCGAUGAGUAAGCCCGAAUCAGAUGAACUAAGGCCUUUGAACACUGCUGAUGGAAUCGACAGGUACGCCUCCUCGUACGCCUCCAGCACCGACGCCUACAAGGUUGAUGUUGCCAAGCACGCCGCCGCCAGGGUGAGAUCUUCCUAACAACGUGGUGUUGCGUGUCCGAUGUCUGACCCGGCUGUAGGAGUACUUCGGCGUGACGACUGUCCCAACUAUCGUUGUCUACAAGGACGGCAAGGAGGUCAAGAAGGUCGAGGGUGCCGAUCAGGCUGGCAUGGAGGAGGUCCGCAAUCUCCUCUCUUAA
This is a messenger RNA of Lecanosticta acicola, 413 nucleotides long. NCBI's taxonomy places the organism in Eukaryota, Fungi, Ascomycota, Dothideomycetes, Mycosphaerellales, Mycosphaerellaceae. The record is from the annotation of a GenBank genome assembly.